Messenger RNA from Wyeomyia smithii (pitcher-plant mosquito), 1515 nucleotides. RefSeq names its product box C/D snoRNA protein 1. The coding region runs from base 216 to 1355 and encodes 379 amino acids. The record is from RefSeq and is a predicted model, not a curated record. Gene Ontology annotation, biological process: maturation of LSU-rRNA from tricistronic rRNA transcript (SSU-rRNA, 5.8S rRNA, LSU-rRNA); snoRNA localization; box C/D snoRNP assembly. The transcript has 2 exons. Gene Ontology annotation, cellular component: pre-snoRNP complex; nucleus. Lineage: Eukaryota; Metazoa; Arthropoda; Insecta; Diptera; Culicidae.
AACGUUAUCUCGGUUCACGGUGGAAUUCAUGAGCUGGUAUAAAAGAUAGUAUAUUGGCAUCUGGCUACCUAACUUCAUUGUUUCUAUAAUUUUCUUUAACACGUGCGAACCGGCGUUAAUAACUGGCCGCUACUAAUAAAGAUUUAUUAGAACCAACAAUUUUCGUUUCAAGACACCGCAUUCGGCUUGCUAAGCUAGAUUCUCAUUGACCCGGGAUGGAAACCAGCGAAAGUGAGGACAAUCUUGAUAUUCUGCAAUCUCCGCCAAGGCUUGGAUUAUGCGAAGUGUGUAACGCGGUGCCGGCAAAGUACACCUGCCCAAAAUGCGAAAUCAAAAGCUGCUGUUUGAAAUGCAUCAACAUCCAUAAGAAGGAACUCAAUUGUGAUGGAGUUCGCGACAGAACCAAGUACAUCCCACUUAAAAAGAUGACCAAAAUGGAUAUGAUGAGCGAUUACUAUUUCCUGGAAGAAGCAACCCGAUUUGUAGAUGAUCGAAAGCGUGAUAAAAUCAAGCGAUAUACACGUUACAAUAAAAGUCUACCGUCAUGCUUGUUUCGAAUGCGCUGCGCCGCGCGGGAUCGUGGCACAACUCUGAAAUUUUUGUUGCAAAAUUUUACCAGAAAUCAACGCAAUACGAGUCAGCUCAAUUUUAAAACCGGUAUUAUACACUGGCGUGUCGAAUGGUGUUUUCCUAACGCUGAAGGAUUAGUGUUCAUCGAUGAAAGAUGUGAUGAAAAUGAAAAACUUUGCGCUCUGCUUAGAAAAUAUCUUGAUGAGGGACAUUCGGAUAAUAUACCGAGUAAGAACAAACUUGAAUAUUACCAGUCACGCGGAUUGAACCAUUUACGAGUACUUCUGAAAGCAGAAGGAGUCAAACGAUGCAAGAACCGAUAUUUCGAAUUGAAACCAAAUUUAUCACUUAAAGAUAACCUGAAAGGCAAAACAAUUGUCGAGUAUCCAGUGAUGUACGUUAUUUUUAAGGAUACUAGAGAAGGAUUUGAUAUAAUCGAAUCCGACGAUGAUGUUGAAUCCGAAACAAAAUCCUAUCAAAACUAUUUGGAUCAACAGUACGGUCAACGACCGCAGUCAUGCAAACGUACGCACCAGCAGCAGCAAGAGCAGGAAUCAAAACUAUUGCAGGGCAUCGACAGACUGGAAAUAAACAGAAAGCGCGAUGAGCGACGAAAGAAAAAACAGGACGCCGAGCAUGAACCACUGAAUUUACUUUUCAGUGACGAGCGUCUGUGGAACCAGUACUCGUCAGAUUCGGAUGGCAUGGUCACAGAAGAAGAAACUGAUGCAAAUGAGGAUAACACAAUUCUCUCGCCGAAAAGAAUUAAAAUAAAUACGCAAUAAAUUUUGUUCUGUACAUAUCUAUCUCUUUUUAACGUCAGGGAUUUAUGGAAUGUAUGUUUAAGUUAAAAAUUUAUGACUUGCAUAAAAUUUGAAUUGUUUUCACAAAACAUGUUAAGUUACAAGUCUUUAAUACUUUAUUCAAAUAAAGGAAUACCUAAAA